Aspergillus welwitschiae is the source of this 16296-nucleotide messenger RNA. RefSeq names its product acetyl-CoA synthetase-like protein. Gene Ontology annotation, molecular function: catalytic activity; phosphopantetheine binding. The transcript has 3 exons. The record is from RefSeq and is a predicted model, not a curated record. The coding region runs from base 1 to 16296 and encodes 5431 amino acids. Lineage: Eukaryota; Fungi; Ascomycota; Eurotiomycetes; Eurotiales; Aspergillaceae. Gene Ontology annotation, cellular component: cytoplasm. Gene Ontology annotation, biological process: secondary metabolite biosynthetic process; amino acid activation for nonribosomal peptide biosynthetic process.
AUGUUUACUCAAGCCACUUCUACUACCCUUUUCGAGAACGUCGGCGUCUCCCAUCGCGAGAACCCCGACACUGAGCUUGCCGCUCUGAUCAACGCUGCCUGGAGCAUCGUGGUCUGGCAGUAUACCGGCCAGGAAGACACUCGCUUCAUCACCGCCACUACAUCGGGAGAGGCCGACGAUCUUGAAUCCACCUACCAAGUAUGCAACGCACAGCUCGACGGCGCAACAACAAUCUCCGACUUCAUCCAGCAAACACACCAAGCGACAAAGGAGCCGGCCUCCGACCAGGUCCCUUUGGCCUCCUCACGAAAUGAGGCCGCUACCUCGCCAUUCCUGCAAUCGAUUACGACCCUCACCUCCAACAAGACCUAUCUCAACUCCUCCUCCCCCAGCCAUCUGGAUGCUACGGGCGCACUAAUUGAGCUCGUGGCUAUUCCUCUGCCAUUUGGCAAGCUCGAACUCGUGGUGCGUUUUGCGCCAUCUACCAUCGACCAAGAACGAGCCGAUCACCUCGCGGCUGCUUUUGCGCACGUUCUUAAUUUGAUCAACGACCCCGACCGGCGUCACGACCGCCUAGAUGCCAUCGAUCUAGUCAGUAACUACGAUAAGGCAAAGCUUUGGACCUGGAAUAGCGUCCAGCUGCCGGAGACGGUCGAAUCAUGCGUCCAUUUCCUCUUCCGCCAGCGCGCGCAGGAGGAGCCGGACAUGCUCGCUGUGGACGCCUGGGACGGCCGCUUCACCUAUGGCGAGCUGGACGCUAUUUCCGAUCGCAUCGCAGUCUGGCUAGCUCGAGAAGAGGGCAUCCGACCGGAAUCCAUUGUACCCCUGUGCUUUGAGAAGAGCCGCUGGGCCAUCGCCGCCCUGUUGGGUGUGAUCAAAGCGGGUGGUGCUAUUGUGUUUAUCGACCCAGCUAACCCAGUCAGCCGCAGGCAAGAUAUCAUGGAACAAAUCGACGGUAAGUGGGUACUGAGCUCGAAAAGCCAGGCCGAAACGUGGGAAAACGAAAUGGGCGUGCGAACCAUCGUCUUAGACGAACAAUUCGCCGCCUCUCUGCCGGUCGAGGAUCAUAUCCUCGAGUCCGGUGUUACCCCUAACAACCUCCUCUACCUUAUUUUUACUUCAGGAAGCACAGGUAAGCCGAAGGGCUGUCUCAUCCCGCACAAGGCAUUCAUCUCGGGUGCCCUCGUUCACGCCUCUCUAUCCAAUCUCUCCCGCGGUAGUCGUGUCUUGCAGCUCGCCUCGUACAGUUUCGAUGUGAGCAUGUUGGAGAUCAUGACUUCCCUUAUCUCGGGUGCAUGUGUAUGCACCCCAGACAUGGCGAGCAUGGCCCAGGGUCUCCAGCCCAUCUUCGACAAAUUCGACAUCACAUGGGCCUUCUUGACGCCGUCGCUAGUCAAGCUGCUGCGACCUGAGAUGGUUCCCAACCUCAAGACGCUCGCCCUGGGUGGCCGCGCCGUUGGCGGUCUUUGCUGGAUCGUGGAUGCCGAAAAUCACGACCGGCUCGUCCCCCUUGGCGCCGUCGGCGAGCUAUUGAUCUCCGGUCCCAUUCUCGCACGGGGAUAUUUGAAUGAUGCAGAAAAGACGGCCGCCUCUUUCAUUGAGAACCCGAUCUGGACCGAAGGCUGGUCACUGACACCAUCAGGCGCGACGGUCUCAAGUGAAAGCGCAUCCAUGCGCUUCUACAAGACUGGUGACUUGGCCAGGUUCAACCUUGACGGCACCAUCCAGAUCCUUGGGCGCAAAGACACCCAAGUCAAACUCCGUGGAUUACGUGUGGAGUUGGGCGAAAUUGAGCACAACAUCGCUCGCCACCCCCACAUCAAACAUGCUGCGGCGUUCCUCCCCAAGACUGGGCGGUGUAGGGAGAAAAUCGUCGCCGUUGUAUGUCUGAAAGAUUUUGCUCAGGACUCCAAAGCUGGUCGAUCCGAUGCGCCCAUCGACGUGCUAUUUGAAGAUGAGAGGCCAGAUGUUAAGGUUCAGGCCGAUGCCGUUCGGAACCACCUGCGCGAAUGUGUGCCGGAAUACAUGGUUCCCGCCGUCUGGAUCGUGAUCGAGGCAUGGCCGCUAUUGGUGUCGGCCAAGCUCGAUCGCAAGCGGGUCUUUAACUGGCUGUUGGACAUGGAUGAGGGCCUGUACAAUCGCCUUUUGGGUUUGCUCGGUACUGACGUGUCAGAAAACGGCUCUUCGGAUGAGAAGUCUGACGCCCAUCUGUCCGAGGUUGAACGAACCCUUCGCGACAUCUUCGCUCAGGCCUUGAACACUCCCGCUCACAGUUUGCCGCUGAACAAGUCUUUCAUUGCGCUUGGUGGCGACAGUCUUGCUGCCAUGCGUGUGAUCUCACAAUGCCAGCGUGCCGGCUUGAAUGUGACAGUCCCGGACAUGAUGAAGAGUAAAUGCAUCAAGGACUUGGCUGGCCGCGUGGAGAAGACCUCUGGGAUGAAACCAAAGCCAGAUGUUUUGGAUGUCUCAUUUCCACUUUCGCGGGCUCAGCAGUUCUGCCUGGGUGACGGGAGGGCGGCAAACCAUCUCACGCAGAGCAUUCUUUUAAAACUGGAUAGCACUGUUUCGGCCGCUCGUGUCAAGGCUGCGUUGGAAGCCAUUGUCACCCGCCACUCCAUGUUGCGGGCACGCUUUGGUGAGUCAGAAGAGAAGGGCGCCCUGUCUCUCAGGCAGACGGUCACCUCUGAGAUCGAGGGUUCUUACAGCUUUCAGCAUCACCGCAUAGAACGUCCUGAGGAUAUCACCACAAUCGCAGCCACAGCAGACGCCGUGUCCCUCUCUGGGCCAAUCUUCUCCGCUGGUCUGGUUACAGGAGCGGAAAAGCAAUUAUUGGUCUUGAGAGCCCACAGUGCUGUGGUCGACGGCGCCUCCUGGAGCAUCAUCAUACGGCAGCUCCAGACCUGCUUGAGUCUCCCAGAUGGGCCUCUUCUGGGCGAAGAAGCCCAGGAGCCAGUCUCUUUCCAGAACUGGAUCAGUGUCGAGAGAGAGACAACGGGUGACGAGAUUGCAGUCGCGCCACGCAUUCUGCUAGCAUCGGAGGUUGACAUGGACUACCAGGCAGUGGAGCUUGACCAGGCAACAACUACUCUGCUCUUGAGCGAGGAAGUACACAAGCCACUGCGGACUCACGUCGUCGACUUCAUGAUGGCAAGUCUGAUGCUUUCAUUUAGCCAAACAUUUGGCGGCCGGGAGACCCUACCCACACUUGCUUUGUGGGAGGAUGAGCGUGGACGCGCGUCUGAAGAUUUUGGCAUUGACCUCUCGCAAACCGUUGGUCGAUUCGAGACUCUGCGUGCAUUGAAUCUCGAUACGGCCGAUACGAGCACCAACGACGCGCAAGUGCGCAUGUUGAAGGAGAUCAAGGACGCCCGGAAAACGAUAAUGGAGCCAAGCAGUAUUCAGAACCCGGAGAUCUCGUUUCGCUACCGCGAUCUGUCGAACAUUAUUGACGGUCCUCGCAGCCUUGUGCAAAUCAAACCGCGUCCCGUCUUUCUCCCUGCACCCGGAGCGGCUCCUUUGGUUAGCAACAUCUCCAUUGUGGCGGAAGUCAUCGAUGAGAAUAUUCAGCUUGCCUUUUCUUUUAACAAGAAGGUUGUUCAAGAGAACCAGGUCAAGGCGUGGAUUGCGACCGCGCAGGAAACGCUUGCUUCCCUCGUUGUCAAGAUGGUCAACGCCCCGGUUGAAUACACCCCAACAGACUUCCCGUUAUUGCACGGAAUCAGCUACAACACCCUGGACAAGCUCAUCAACGAACAACUGCCCCAGAUCGGCCUUAUUCCUGGGCCUGAGUCUUCGUUGAUCGAAGACAUUUAUCCAUGCUCGCCCAUGCAGCAGGACCUGUUACUUAGCCAGCACCGGUCCGCGGAUGACAUGUAUGAUGUCUAUCAUAUCGCGGAACUGAGGCCACGCGAUGCCAGGGAGUCGGUGUCUGUUGAGCGACUUGUGAAGUCGUGGACAGAGGUCGUGCAGCGACACACGUCUCUCCGGACAAUCUUCGUUGAAAGCUCCGACAGUGAGGCACAGUUCAACCAGGUCGUGCUGGCCCAUACCCAGCCUAGCAUCUCCAUCGUGGACUGCAAUGGCCCUGCCGAAGAUUUCGCGUCCGUCCUUGCCAACCAAGAGCCCAUCUCGAUCAGAGGACCCGAGCCUGCGCAUCGGUUGUCUAUCUGCCGCAUUGCAGGAGCCAGCCACGUUGUCAUCAAACUAGAGAUGAACCAUGUCAUCGUGGAUGGCGUCUCUGCGACUGUGAUUGUCCGUGAUCUACUGCAGGCGUAUGAUGGGCAUGCGGCGCAAUUGGAGCCUGCAAUGCCGUUCCGCAAUUACAUCUCCCACAUCCGCGAGACGCCUCUGGAAUCAUCAAUCGACUUCUGGGCAGAUUACCUCAGGGGUCAGAGUGCGACCAUGGUUCCCAGGCUGGCCAGCCUAGAGACAGAGAACCAAGGUGAGAGACAGUUGAACGUGGUGUCAGUUCCCCUGAAAGAGGAGGGCGUCUCAAAUGAGGCGCUUCUCGACUUCUGCCGGAGGACCUCCGUCACCCCUGCCAACGUGUUCCAGGCUGCCUGGGCACUGGUACUCCGGGCUUAUGCCGAGUCGCCCGAGCAAGUCUGCUUCGGUUACCUCUCGGCAGGGCGCGACGCUCCCCUCCCGGGCAUCCAAGAAGGAGUUGGUGCUUUCCUCACUAUGCUGGUGAGCCGUCUGUCUUUUGCAACAGAGGAGAAGGAAAAUGGGGUUGAUACCACUGCCACCGUUACAACAUUGCUCGAUGCGGUGCACAUUGUUGCCGAUGACUAUGUCAAUGCCCUGCCUCACCAGCACGUUGGUCUCUCCAAUAUCCAGCACGCACUCAAGACAGGAGGCAGUCCACUCUUCAAUACCAUCAUUGCAGUAAACCGUGAUGUUGAUAGCCCAGCCGAUUCGUCACUCAUGUUCAAGAACAUCGGGGAUCACGAACCCGAUGAGUACGCCAUCGUCCUAGACGUGCAGCUCAACGGCUCUAACACGGCGCGUGCUUCACUCCGUCACUGGACCGAUCACUUGACGGCCAAGCAAGCAGGCAAUAUUGCGAGUGCGCUCGGAAAUGCCGUUCAAGCAAUUAUAACCCGGCCGGAUACCCCUAUCAGCGAGGUCGAACUUGUGGGCGUCGCCCAUACGGAUCAACUGUUGUCCUUCAACACCCACGAACUGCCACGGGCAAACCGAUUGAUCUUCACAAAUUUCGAGAAGCUCGCCCGCGUGCAGCCUCGCGCUCCGGCGGUGUGUGCUUGGGAUGGCGAGUGGACAUACAGUCAGCUCGAUGAUGUAUCCAACCGGCUCGCACAUUACCUGCGUAGCUUGGCCGUAGGUCCCGAGACCGUUGUGCCACACUGUUUCCCGAAGUCAGGUUGGACCAUCGUGACGUGCCUUGCGAUUCUGAAAGCCGGUGGUGCCUUCGUCGGCCUGGAUCCGACGCAUCCAAGAAAGCGACUGGAGGGUUUGGUCCAAGAAGCCGGAGCCAAGGUGGUGUGUGUGGCACCGCAGAAUCGGCACUUGUUCGAAGGGUGUGACAACUUGACCAUUGUGGAGAUCACGCCAGAGUUCGUUGCCAAGCUCCCUUCAAAGUCUGGCCCGGCAUGCAGUUACAUCCAGCCAAACAAUGCGGCUUGCGUCGUUUUCACGUCUGGUACGACCGGUCGGCCCAAGGCUGUAGUGGUGGAACAUGCCUCGAUGGCGACCCUGUCAGAUCUCAUGGGUCCUGCGGUUCGUAUCGGCCCAGAGGCUCGCGUCUUCCAGUUCGCCAGCUACACCUUUGAUACAUCGAAUCAGGACAUUUUCACGACCCUCCAGCGCGGUGGCUGCGUCUGCGUGCCGUCAGAUGAGGACCGUGUCAAUGAUAUCCCUGGAGCAUUGAACCGCCUUCGUGCUAACCACGCCCACUUAACCAGCACCGUUAUUAGUCUCAUGCGCCCGGAGCAGGUCCCCCAGCUCCGAUGGUUGUUCAGCGCUGGCGAGCCCCUUACCCGGGAGAACGUUGAGAUCUGGGCGCCAGCAGUCGAGCUUUACAACAGCUAUGGCCCGGCCGAGUCAUCUGUCGCCGUCACUUGUACACCCACCCGUCUGAGCGCGAAUGGCAGCCCAGCAAACAUCGGUCAGGCUUUUGGUUGCCACGCAUGGAUCGCGGAUCCCACCGACUACCACAAGCUGAUGCCUCUGGGUGCCGUGGGCGAGCUCCUUCUUGAGGGUCCGCUGCUCGCGCGUCACUACCUGAACAACCCAGAACAGACAGCUGCAGCCUUUGUCCAGAACCCCAGAUGGGCGAAGAGUAUGACUCCACACCAGAACCGGCGAUUCUACCGAACCGGCGAUCUGUGUCGCUUCAACCGUGACGGCAGCCUGACCAUCAUCGGCCGUCGUGAUAGCCAGAUCAAGAUUCACGGCCAGCGCGUUGAGCUUGACCACAUCAAGUACGAAGUUCAGGCCCAGCUCGCCCAGCUUGACCAGUCGAGUCUGGUUUCCGUUGAUGCCGUGAUGCUUCCAAAGGUCCAAAUCCAGGACCGAACUUUGGUAGCAUUCGUUCAGUUCCUCGACGAGGCGCCUGCGAAGCCCCUGGACACUUUGUCCAUUCCCAUGACUGAGACGCUCGCCCGCCUGUUCUCCGACCUGAAGCGAGCCCUCAAGACAAGCCUACCUCAAUACAUGGUCCCGGCCAUGUUCGUCCCAAUCACGCAGAUUCCACGAACCGCGAACGGCAAGCUGGCUCGUAAUGUCCUGCGGGAGAUAAUCGCUGGUCUUUCCGAGGCCGACGUUUCUCGUUACAUGCUGCAGGGUGAGACCACGAAGAAAGCCCCGACGACACCCCGUGAGCAGAAGCUUCAAGCCGCCUGGAGUAAAGUCCUGAACUUGCCCUUGGAGAAGGUGGGCGCUUCUGAUGACUUCUUCCAACUUGGAGGCGACUCAGUUGUGGCCAUGCGGCUUGCAGGCGCUGCACGAGUGGCAGGCAUGUCCUUGACUUUCGCGGACAUCUUCGCGAAUCCCGUCUUGUCCGACAUGGCCCAAGUCGUGCGAAUGGGCGAUGAAUCUGGAGAACAGGAGACAGAUGAGAAAGCAUUUGACCUUGUCCCACUGUCAUCCACGUCAUCACUGCAGACGAUUCGCGCCGAAGCGGCAACACAGUGUGGUGUCAGGCCUGAUGCCAUCGUUGAUAUGUACCCAUCCACCCCACUACAGGAGGGUCUGGUCGCUCUUUCGAUGCGACAAACCGGAGCGUACAAGGAUCAGCGCAUCCUGCGCCUCACAGACCCAAAUUACGACGUGUCUAGAUUCCGCCGUGCGUUCGAUGCCGUUGUCUCCGCCGAACCUAUUUUCCGAACGCGCUUUGUGAGCGUCAGUGGCGCCGGACUCCUCCAGACGGUACUGAAUGUCCCGGUUGACUGGAUCAAGCGCGACAAUCUGGCCGCGUAUCUCGACGAGGAUUUAAACGCUCCGGUGACCUAUGGAAGUGCGCUCAUCCGUCUCGCCAUGGUAGAGGAGAACGGAGAACGUUACAUCGUGUGGUCAGGACACCAUGCACUGUGCGACGGCUUCAGCAUGGACAUCACAUUCGAACAGAUUGCCCACGCGAUGGCACACGAGGGUUCCGUGGUCCCCAAGCCGGUCUCCUUCAAGGGAUUCAUCCGCUUCUUGCAGGAUCAGGAACGAGACAGCUCUGCCAGGGAGUACUGGCAGAAGCAGUUCCCUGCUGACGGCGAGGCACCGCCCCAAUUUCCACCCAGGCCACAAGGUCACCAGGUUGUUCCUCAUCGCGCUUGUCGCUUACAAUUCCAGCUGAAUCGCCCGGCUGGAACCAAGAUCUCAGUGACGAACUAUCUGCGCGCCGCAUGGGGUCUCGUCGUGGCUCGACACCAGGACAGCUCGGACGUUCUGUUCGGCGUGACCCUUUCUGGCCGAAACGCCCCGGUUGCAGGUAUCUCUACCAUGAACGGGCCCACAAUGACAACCGCCCCGUUCCGCAUGACCGUUCCGUUGGAUAGCGAGACAACGGUAGCUCAGUACCUGGACGCCCUCCACCAACAGGCCAUUACAAUGAUGCCGUUUGAACACACCGGUCUGCAGAAUAUUCGUCGUCUCAAUGAGCUGGCUCGUGCGGCUGUAGACAAUAUGGGACAUCGUUUUGCGGUGGAGCCGAGCAUCAGCGACGUCAGCGAGGCCCUUGACGGCAUGGAAAUUGUAACCGCCGAUCUUCCAGAGGGCUUUUACACCGAUGCCUUGGUCAUUCGCAACUACGACCACAGUGAUGGAGCAAUCGUCGUGGAAGCUCGCUAUGAUCACACCUUGAUCUCUGACCGGGAUAUGCAGAGACUGCUUAGCCAAUACAACCAUGUGGUCCAGCAACUGACCAGUCAACCGGAGACGUGCAUUCGUGAUAUCCAAGUGCUUAGCCCCGACGACAUCAGUGAGAUCAUGUCAUGGAAUGGUGAUCUACCUGAAACGGUUCAAGGGUGCGUGCAUCAACUUGUCGCAGAGCGAGCGAAGAAGCGUCCAGACGCUGAGGCCGUGUGUGCCUGGGACGGAAGUUACACCUUUGGGGAACUGGAUGGGGUGACCGAACGCCUCGCAGCCCAUCUUCAGAACCUCGGCGUCGGCCCAGAAGUGACGGUCGCUCUUUGCUUUGACAAGUCCAAAUGGAAUGUCGUCUCUAUGUUAUCCAUCCUGAAGGCUGGCGGUUGCUACACGGCCUUGAGUCCGGCAUACCCAGCCGCUCGCAUGCAGGAUAUCCUCCAGGAUGUCCAAGCACCCCUGGUACUGUGCUCACCCCACCAUGCAGAUAAGUUCUCUGGCAUGGCGCCCAAGGUUCUGCCAAUCGAUGAUGCCAGUUUCGAAUACCUACCCAAGCAAACAACAACCGACCGCGUCACCUCCGCAGUGCAACCAUCCAAUGCAGCACUGAUCGUUUUCACCUCCGGCAGUACCGGUAAGCCCAAGGGCGCAAUCAUUGAACAUCGUGGUUUGUGUUCCAUGCAACACUAUGAAGGACCUCAUGUACAAAUGGGACCGGAUACUCGCACACUACAAUUCGCCUCCCAUGUCUUCGACGUGUCCAACUCGGAGGUUUUUACCACCUUGAUGCGCGGUGGCUGCGUGUGCGUGCCGUCUGAGAUCGAGCGACUUAGCGACCUCGCUGGCGCAGUUAACAAGUACAGAGUGAACUGGUCCUUCCACGUUCCAACAACUGCAGAGACACUCGAUCCGGAGCAGAUGCCAGGCUUGAAGCAUCUGGCAUUAGGCGGUGAGGCCAUCAGUCAAGGCCUAUGUGACCGCUGGGCAUCUCGUGUGACAUUACUCAAUUCAUAUGGACCCUCGGAGUGCAGUAUCUGGACCAGUGUCUCGCAUCUGCAGCCAGGGACCUUGUCUCCGAACAACAUCGGUCGCGGACUUGGCUGCCGGACAUGGAUCACCGAAGCAAAUGACCACAAUCGUCUGGUGGCGAUUGGGUGCGUGGGUGAACUCUGUGUAGAAGGCCCAAUCGUCACACGAGGCUAUAAAGCCAAUCCCGAACAGACCGCUGCUGCCUACAUCGAGAACCCAGCAUUUGCGCGGGCUCUGGGCAUCCAAGCCAUGCGCAUCUACAAGACAGGUGACUUGGUCAAGUAUGAUGCAGACGGCACUAUCCUCUAUGUCGGCCGUAAGGAUAGCCAAGUCAAGGUCCGUGGACAGCGCAUUGAGCUGAGCGAGGUGGAACAAAACAUCGUGGCCCACGGCAUUGAUGCAGACGCUGUCGUUGUCGAAAAGGUCUUCUUGGAUGGGAACAAAGACCGCGUGGCUCUGGCGGCCUUCCUAAGACUCAAUGCAUCCUCUGAGUCGACUGGUGCAUCUGGGGAUGUCGAAAGCAUGGACGUCGUUCGAGACCAGCUCGUCGCCCUCAAGAACCACUUAUUGGACACCAUUCCUCCUCACAUGGUCCCCUCUUUCUUUAUUCCUCUACGAUCCAUGCCUGUGACACAGACGGGAAAGAAGAACCGCAAAGCGCUCAGGACACUUGGCGCAUCUUUGUCGUCCGAGCAAAGACAACAGUAUACUCUGGACGAUGAAGCCGAUUCAUCAAACACCAACGGAGGUCGCGCAUGCACAAGCGAAGCUGAGAAGCGGCUCCGAGCAUUGUGGUCUGAAGUCCUCGGAAUCUUCCCAGAGGAGUCAAUCUCAGCCAACGACAAUUUCUUCCACAGAGGAGGUGAUUCAAUUCAAGCCAUGCGACUUGCGGCCGCGGCUCGUCGCGCUGGCAAAGCGCUGGCAGUGAGCGACUUGUUCCGCAUGCCGCGACUGUACCAAAUGGCCGAGCUCUGGGAGAGCAGUGUGCAAAGCCAAGACGCAACCAUUGCGCCUUUCUCGCUGCUCCAGCCAGAGAUCGUUGACGACGCUAUUCAGGAGGCCGUUCGCCAAUGCAAUGUCGAUGCGAGCGACAUCGAAGACAUUUAUCUCUGUUCGGCACUGCAGGAAGGUCUCAUGGCAGUCUCCACUCGGAAGCAGGGCUCCUACAUCUCGACAAGAAUCUUCGACUUGCCAGCUGAUCUCGACAUUGAUCGCUUUAAGGGGGCAUGGCAAAAGGCCGCCGACGUCUUCCCGAUCCUGCGUACGCGCAUUAUCCUCGGUCGUGCCUCCGAGUCUCUCCAGGUCGUGCUCAAGGAACAGCUAGCAUGGCAGACCAUCACCGAUGAGACAUCCUUUAGCCUUCCCGUGAUUGAGUACGGAGGCCGUCUGUGCUCCUUUGCAAUUGACAUCGAGGCACGCAAAUUUGUCUUGGCCCUCCAUCACGCUCUUUAUGAUGGCUGGAGUGCCACGGUACUCCUUGGGGCUGUGGAAAAGUUCUACGCGGGUGAGCAAUAUCAGGUGGGUCCAGGAUAUAAUGUCUUCAUUCGGCAUCUCUCUCAAGUUGAUCAAUCCGAGUCGGACAAUUUCUGGAAAGAUCAGCUCAGUGGUACACCCGCACAUUUCCCCAAGUUGCCCUCCAAAACAUACGAGGCCAAGAACAGCGCCAACGUCUCUCACACCAUCCGUCUACCAGCGCCCGAGCAUCAACCCACUGGAAUACUCAAGUCAACCUUGCUCCGAGCGGCAUGGGCCAUCGUGAGUUCCAGGCAUGGCGGGUCCAAUGAUAUUACCUUUGGUGCAGCCCAAUCAGGUCGCGACUGCGCUGUCCCUGGCAUCGUGGAAGUUGUCGGCCCAACUGUUACGACGGUACCGGUUCGGAUCCAGAUCAAUGACGACGAGGCCAUCGUCAACUUCCUCCAGCGGGUUCAAGAGCAAUCUGUCAGCAUGAUCCCGCACCAGCAUGCCGGCGUACAAACACUUCGACAGUUGGGCAAAGACGUCCAACCCGCGCUUGACUUCACUACAUUGUUCGAGUUCGGGGAGGAUUCCACCCAGAGUGGCUUCAUCACUGAGAUAGAAAUGCCUGAGCUGCUGGAUGGACUCUGGUCAUACCCUAUUGUUUUUGAGUGCCAUCUGGCUCAGAGCGGGGAGACUGUCAACGUUUUGGCACGACAUGACCCGACCGUCAUUCCCACGCACCAGAUGGAUUGGAUCUGCAAACAGUUCGAACACGUCGUCGACCAGCUCUACCGUAUGGCAUCUGACGGGCUCGAGGCUAGGAAGGUUGGUGAACUCGACCUCUUCGGCCCAAGUGACUUUACCCAAAUCGAGGCCUGGAAUGCUAGAUGGCCUGUGGGUUCCAUCGACGGCAAGGCAGUUCACGAGGCCAUUGCCGAGCAAUGCCGACUUCAUCCCCAGAACCUCGCCCUCUCAGGCUGGGAUGGCGAGAUGACCUACGCCCAGCUAGAGCACUACGCGACAAAGCUAGCAAAGACACUUGUUUUAAAGGGCGUUGGACUCGAAGUCAUGGUUCCACUCUGCUUUGACAAGUCCACCUGGGCCAUCGUGUCUACCAUAGCUAUCAUCAAAGCCGGAGGCGUCGUUGUGCAUCUUGGGCCUACUCACCCGGCGAACCGCAGAAAAGAGAUCUUGAAGACGAUCGGGGCCGAGUUUGUAUUGGUCUCGCCGCAACACACUGGCAUCUUUGAUGAUGCCGCUGUCACAACCAUCCCGAUUGACCGAGAGUAUUUGGAUCGACUGCCCGAUGUUGACUACGUGGAACUGCCCAAGGUCAAGCCCUCCAACGCAGUCUAUGUUUGCUUCACUUCAGGAAGCACGGGUCGGCCCAAGGGAAUUGUGGUCGAACACGGCAAUCUGCGCAUGAGCGCACAGGCACAUGGUGCUCAAUUCAAGGUCAACCCUGGCACCAGGGUGUUCCAGUUCUCGGCUUAUACUUUCGAUAUCGGUCUCGGUGACAUUUUCAUUUCCCUCCAACGCGGAGCCACCAUCUGCACGCCAUCUGAGUGGGAGAGGUUGAACGAGCUUCCUGGAGCUAUCACCAAAUAUAAGGCAAACUUCAUGUCGGUCACCCCGUCGGUGGCCAAACUUCUCCGCCCAGAAGCCGUUCCAACACUGCGUACCCUUGUCCUCGGUGGUGAAGCACCCACUCAAGACAACGUGCAAACCUGGUCCGAUAAAGUGAACCUAGUUAUCAUUUGGGGACCAGCCGAGACCACCAUCUACGCAUCGGCUACGCCGCCCACCACUCGGCAAACAAGUGCACAAGGCCUCGGAAACCCAAUGGGUAGUGUAAUGUGGCUGUGCGAUCCAGACAACCACAACAGGCUGGUGCCCCUUGGUUGCGUUGGUGAGAUUGUUGUCGAGGGCCCGCUUGUCUCGCGUGGCUAUCUCAAGGAUGAGGCAAAGACGGCAGCUGCGUACAUCGAGGAUCCAGUCUGGGCUAAGAAGCUGGACAAGAGUGCCUCGCCUCGCCGGAUGUACAAAACUGGAGAUUUGGCACGCUACGACGCCAACGGAUAUAUGUUAUUCUCCGGUCGUAAAGACAAUCAGGUGAAGCUCCACGGACAAAGAAUGGAGCUAGACGAAGUUGAACACGCCAUGUUAAGACACGAAAGAGUGCGCCAGGCUGUCGCGCGUAUCCCUCGGCACGGACCACUCAAAGACAAGCUGGUGGCGAUGUUGAGUCUCCAUGAUGUCUCAUCGACCAACUCCCCCGUUGCAAACACAAUUAUUGUGCUUGAUGAAGCCUCCCAUGGUAUUAAGGUUGGACAGGAACUUGCCUCCGUGCGUGAGUUGCUGCAGAAGAACCUGCCAAGCUACAUGGUACCAACAAUUUGGAUUGGUGUCGAGGCUGUUCCGCUGAGCGCCAAUUCGAAGGUUGAUCGGAAAUCCGUUGAUGCUUGGAUGGAAGAGAUGGAUCAGGAAACUUAUGCCUCGUUGCUGCGCGACGGAGGUAGUGAUAAGAAAGAAGAAGAAAUUCGCCGCCCAUCCACCCCGGUGGAGCAAAUUCUGUGCAACCUCAUCAGCAAGAUCCUUGGCUUGAACUCGGAGACACUCAACCUCAACUCUUCGUUCCUGGCCCUUGGUGGCGACUCCGUCGCUGCCAUGCAGUUGCGUAGCAAGUCUCGCGCUGAGGGAGUUACGGUCUCCAUGCUGGACAUUAUCAGGAGCAAGAGUCUCGUCGAGCUUGCGUCUAAGGCGGAAUAUACCGAACCAACUGUGAAGAAGGUCCAGGACGGGUCCUUUGAUCUCUCGCCAAUCCAGCAGAUGUACUUCGAUCUCGUGGGAUCUGCUGCAGAUGCAAACAUUGGUCAUUUCGACCAGAGCAUUCUUCUGGAAGUCAACAGCGACGUGGCGCCUCAAACCUUGCGACAGGCCCUCGCACAGGUUGUUCGGCGGCACUCAAUGCUCCGCGCCCGAUAUGCUCGAAACGAUGCCGGCCAGUGGUAUCAGUACCUUGCUGAAGAUUCAGCCAAUUCAUUCCAUUUCAGCGUCGAAGAUGUGGAAGACGGUUAUCAAGUGUCCAGAAUACUGAGGAACAUGGGUGGCGUGUUUGACAUCGAGAAGGGCCCAGUCUUCGCUGCCCGCGUAUACAAUCUUCGUUCAGAGCGCAAACAGUUGAUUUUUGUUCAUGCUCAUCAUUUGGUGGUGGAUGUGGUUUCGUGGCACGUUCUGCUGGGCGAUCUGGAGCUUGCCAUUGCCACUGGCAGCUUGGCCGGCCCAGCUCCGCUCUCUUUCCAGAGUUGGUUGCGUUCUCAAAAGGAAAUGGCGCAGUCUCUUGAACCACGAGACCUGCUACCUUUCUCAAACACAAGCAUGCCUGUGGCCAACUUUGAAUAUUGGGGAAUGGGAGGCAACAAGUCCAACAGAUACUGCGACGCCGUCGUGACCGACUUUUGGCUCGAUGAGUCCCUAACGACCCAGUUAAUGAGUGUCAGCAAGGGGACUUCAAGCGCUGCCCCUGUCGACAUCAUUCUGGCUUCUCUUCUCCACACCUUUGCAGCCGUUUUCCCUGACCGUGCCGCACCACCAGUCUUCUCUGAGGGCCAUGGUCGCGAGUCAUGGAACAACCAGAUCGAUCCUUCCGGCACAGUGGGUUGGUUCACAACUAUGAGCCCACUGCAUGUAUCUGAUCUGCAAUUGGAUAUUAUCAAGACCGUGCAGACCGUAAAGGAUCUCCGUCGCCGGCUACCGGCUAACGGCAUGUCAUAUUUCAGCUCCAGGUAUCUCUCCGACAAAGGGCGCAAAGCCUUUGGUUCUCAUUUCGAUAUGGAGAUCAUGUUCAACUACCUUGGCCGGUCCUCUGAAGUUGGAAGUGAGAACGCUCUUCUCUCGCAUGCCGAACUACCAGACGGCGAGACCUUCGACCAAUUGGUCCAAGAUGAAAAGCUUCCCCGCUGGUCUCUCUUCGACAUCGUUGCCCUUGUUGUUGGCGGCAGAACCCACGUUACCAUGGCCUAUAACAAGCACAUGCAACACCAGGAUAGAAUCGUUGAGUGGGCAGCCAAGACAAAGUCCACUCUGAGCCUUGCCAUUGAGGUUCUCAGUGGAGUGAAAAGCCUGCCGCUCACUCCGCCAACGACUCCCAAACCCUCACCCGUGCAGCACCAGCCCCAGGAUCAAUGCAUCACCCUCGACAGCAUUGAAGGAAUUUACCCCUGUGCCCCAGUACAGCGUCACAUGCUCACAGAGCGCGAAAAGCACCCCAACCGCCGCUUGUACGAAAUGGAUUUCACUUACCAAGCUCAUGCACUCAAUGGUGUCGUCGACGCGGAUAGAAUCCGCGAAGCAUGGCACCAGGUCGUGCAACGCCAUCCCGCACUCCGAACUGUCUUCCUUCCCAGCAUGUCUUCGCCCGGCUCCUACGAUCAAGUUAUCAUUCGAAACUGGCACCCCGAGGUCCCCAUGAUCGAGUGUGCCAGUGAGGAGGAGAUGACGGCUCGCAUGGACGCCUACCGAUCGGUCAACUACAGCCUCUCGAACAGAAAGCCACACCAUCAGCUCACCUUGUUCAGUACAACAGUCAAUGGCGUGCAAAAGGUUGCCUUCAAAACCGAAACAGACCACACACUUACCGACGGCGUUUCUGUCGCUCUGAUCCUCCGUGACCUGAUGCUGGCGUACGAGGGCAAGCUUCCCGUCACCCCAGCCCCGUCAUUCGGUAGCUAUUCAGUCUGGGUCAACGGGAUGAGCCAAGGCGAGACACUAGUUAAGGACAAGGAAUACUGGCUAGAGUUCGCGCGGAGCGCAGGCCCAUCGCUUAUCCCUCAUACUGAUGCCUCCACCCUCGUACUAUCCCAACCCCGGGUCCACAAGACAAAGACCAUCAACCUGGAUUCGGAAACUACCAGCCGACUCCCCGCCUUCUGCGUGCAGCACGGUGUCACUAUGGCAGCGUUCCUCCAGACGGCCUGGGGAAUGGUGUUACAGCACCUCACGGGAUCUGACAAGACGCUCUUCUCCUUCAUGACCGCCAACAGGGAUGCGCCGUUCGCCGGCGCAGCAGAGACCGUUGGUCCGCUCAUUCAAAUGCUUCUGUGUCGGAUCGAUCUCAGCAACAAGGAGAUUGGCGACGUGUUGAGGCAAGCACGAGAUGACUUCCUCGAGUCGCUGGAGCAUCAGUACGGACUGGCCCAGAUGGAAGACGUGUGGCAGAUCCCAGCGUGGAAUUCCCUUAUGAGUCUACAGUACAUGGACUCGCGAGUGGGUCAGAAGGCCACGGAGAGGACUGAACUGGAGGUUGAGCUGCGUUCGGCAGAAGAUCCCACUGCGUGGGACGUGUCGAUCGGUGUGCAGAUCCAUAGUCGGGGAGACGGUGUUACUGAGGUGGAUGCGGAGCUUGGCUAUUGGUCCGAUGUGCUCACGAAUGAGCGGGCAGGAGAUGUGAAGGAUUUGUUUGAAGUAUCUGUGAAGAAGAUGCUUGAUGGAUGUUGA